Molecule: messenger RNA, 2974 nt
Organism: Biomphalaria glabrata
Lineage: Eukaryota; Metazoa; Mollusca; Gastropoda; Planorbidae
Product: asialoglycoprotein receptor 1-like
Exons: 8
Coding region: 670-1539 (289 amino acids)
Source: RefSeq, a predicted model, not a curated record
UCUUUCAGCUGAAAAAAAACAACAACAAAAUAAAACAUUCAGAUGAGUAAAGUUUUUAUAGAAUCCUACUUUCUAAAAAUAUUAUUAUAUUAUAUUAUCACUCAUGCAGUAAGUGGUGCAAGAAACAUCAAUGAAUGAGUGAUGUUUCCAUAGUGUAUGCCUGAAAUGGCACUCUUCUUUAGUUCCUCUUCUUUCCAUGAUUCCCUUAGCCCCACUUGCUCUUGCUCAGUGAGGUCUUAGCCAAUACAUGUUCUUAAUGUGAUCAAAUUGUCUAGUGUUAUGGCAUGACUAGGAAUUAGUUAUUUGUUUUGUAAAUAGGGGAAGUUUGACUUAGAGACAAUAUGGCGACUAGUAAAAACUGGACUAGGUUUUGAGAAGGAAUAGUGAAAUGUAAACAGACUACUUUUGACGGCUUUAGAGAGGGGCAGCUAUUUAUGAACAUAGAGAUUUAGCUUGACAACAUUCAGCAGUUCCCUUUGUUAUUAUUAAAGUUAUUUAACAUUCGCUUUUAGUGUCAAUUAACUUAUAUUAUUGGCCUUUCGCAUGUGUUAUUGGAUUUCGUUAUUUGAGUGUUACUUCCGUUUGACUCAGCUUCAUAAUGCACAGCAUGGAAACGCCUAACACUAGCCUUCUCCAUCUUCUGUACAUAGAGGCUUAUGUAACAGCAGAAUGAGCAUAGUUCAUUUUAACUAUCUAAUCAUAUGGUGUUUUUCUAAUCAAUUUACAAUAGAAAUAUUUGAUGUGGACAGAAAUAUGUCAUGUCAAGGCAAUGCCGUUUUUUUCAACCCCAGAAGUAAGGGAAAAGAGUAUGAGGUACCAUCCGAGCUGACGUGUAGGAAGGGCUGGACCAAACUGGACACACGUUGUUACCUCUUUGUAGCAACGCAGAAUUCCUGGCAAGAUGGUCAACAGUCCUGUAGAGAGACAGACGCAGAACUGGUCAGCAUUAGCAACGAAAAGGAAUACGAAUUGUUGCAAGAUCAUUUAUUUAAAACCUAUCCUGUUCUAAAGAGAUGGUGGCUUGGACUGAGCAGGGAUGUCACUGAAACAAUUCAUGCCUGGAAAUGGCUGGAUGGGUCAGAGUUUGAUAAUGAAAUAACGCCAUGGUCAGAUUCUUCACAGCCGUCCUUGACAGGUCAAAGGGCAGGGCUGGCAGAGAUAACGUCCAACAAAAUUCGUGUAAGUGCCGAGAACAUGGACUCCCCGGAAAACUUGAUUUGUGAACGUCCACUGGAGAACGUAACAACGACAACAGCCUCAACGUCACCUGCAACUAGUUCUACAACUACAGCAGUCGCAAUUACUACAACAUCCUUAGAGAUAACAACUUCGCAAGUGAUUACAACUACCUCAGCAACAACAAAUAUCACAACAGCAGCGACAACCAUACCAGCGACACCAUCCACACCAGUGACAACUGUUACCUCAGCAACAACAAGCACACCAAAGACGUUAACUUCUUCAGUGACAAGGACAAUAAUAGAUGCCAUGAGGACGACAACAUUAAAAGUGCGCCUUGAACUUCGUUCCUACUUUUAACAUGCAGACACGAGCCAAAUGAGCGAAUCGUUUAAUUUCAUAGCGCCUAGAAUUUCGUUCACAGUUUUACAUCCAGACGACAAACUUUCAUUUAUUCUAUCACGACAGGUGCAACUGACGGAUGGCACUGAAUAUUUGAACAAGAGUGACUGAUUUAAGUAAUAUGCUAUAGUACAGAAGUAUAUAGAUCCUUGAAAUGAUGGACUUCUAGUCGUGUGGUCUGCACUCUGGACUGUCCUCAAGUGGUAUCGAUGGUCCCGAGUUGAAACCCUGCCCUCUGACAUCGUCUUGCAAGAGCCUUAGACUAGAAAUUUGAAGGUUCCUUGUUAUGGAGUGUUUUCAUGUUUGUGUUUUUCUAUGGUGACGGUGGGAAGAGGUUAGCAAUUAGUUGUGAAUGAUGCAACAUAGGUGGCAUUGUCGUCAUUUGGUCUUAGAGGAGACGACUCCCAGAACGUGAGACUGAAAGGCCAUGCUAUUGUAGUGAGUUUAGAUUUUGUUAAAGAAUAUUAUUUUUAAAGUCUAGUAAUUUUUUAAAAUCUGAUAUCAACUUGAUUUAGUCUAUACUAUAAUUAAAGUUAUAUUUAGUAUUGAUCACAAGGAAGUCACUCAAGUUAUUUCAAGUUUUAUUACUUAAGACAUUUUACACCUACAGCGGUUUAGUUGUCUACCAGCAGUUUGGUGUUUAUAAACAACGUCGAUACGCCAUUUUGUCAAUGAUAAGAGAUGUCCCCAACCAUUGAGUGAGGAUGACACGAUAGGACACUUAAGGUUUUCAUUUCUAAGUUUAUAAUUUCAUCGUAUCAACAAAAAGAUCAACAAAUGCACACUACUAGAGUUGGUUCAUUUCUACGGACCUAGUGCUCACGCCGAGAAAGAAGCAAAUAGAUCUUGAUACUUUCAGAACAAGUUAACAUAAGCAAAACUUGCCAUGUGAGGCUUUGAAAGUUAUUGGUACAUCUCUAGUACUCGUACUUAAUUUUAAUUAGUAUUUAUUAAUGUUAGCGAUUAAAAUGUUUGCAAUUAUUUUAUUUUUAAUUUUAGAAAAAAAAAGAUCCACAGAAAACUAGAUUGUAUUAAUUUCUAACUGAUUAUUAAAGAAAAAAAUCCAGUUGAGCCAAAGUGUUUUUUAAAGACCAAAACAAGUCGAUCUCAAAGCAAUAGAAAGAUGAAAAGAAAGAUGAGAUUGGCGGUGUUGAGAGAGUAAUGGAGAGAGAAGGAGAGAGAAAGAGAGCUGGAGAAAAAAGAGAGAUAAAGUAAGAUGCAGAUAAAGGGAAACAAUAAAUAUAGGCCUAUGACAAAAGAUGAAGACAAUUAUGGGAGAGAGAGAUAGAGAGAGAGAGAGAAAGAAAGAGAGAGAGAAAGAGAGAGAGAGAAAGACGAAAAGUUAGGCCAAUAAUAGAAUAUGCAUCCUCCGUUUGGGACCCCUCAACUGAAG